CCGCCAGGGACACAUCCGGCCAGCCGCGCCCGCUGGGGAAGGGGGAGCCACAGGAAGGCGGCGAGCAGACGCUAGACAGCUGCUGCCAGUGUCUUCUUCCAGCGCCUCUCCCAGGGACAGCCGCCGCCGCAGCCUCCAUCGCUGCCUCCUCCUCGGGCUAACCGCUGCCUGCGCUCCGCCAGCGCCAGCCGCCUCGGUGCUUGCAUCGCGCCCGGGGGCACCGACCAGGGCAGCCGCCUCGGUGCUUGCAUCGCGCCCGGGGGCACCGACCAGGGCAGCCGCCUUGGUGCUUGCAUCGCGCCCAGGGGCCCCGCGGCAGGUGCCUGCCCAUCGCUCUCCGCCCGUCCCCGGAGCAGCGAGCAGCGUCCAGCUCCCGCGGGGAGUCCAGCAGCCUCCCGCGGGCGGGGCUGAGCCCCUCCGCCUCCCACCUGCCCGCCGCCGCAGCCCCAGUCUCGCCUCCCCGAGGCCCCCGCAGUAGCCAAGACGCCGCGGGCCGUGCUCCGAGUGAAGAAUGGGGCGUCGAAACUGCCCAAGCCGCAGGCGGCGGCCGAGGCCCCCGGCAGCGCCCCCGGCCCCGGACUCUUCAUGGAGCGCUCGCAGAGCCGCCUCAGCCUGUCCGCCUCCUUCGAGGCCCUGGCCAUCUACUUCCCCUGCAUGAACAGCUUCGACGAGGAGGACGCGGACGGGGAUGGGCGGAGACUCAAAGGUGCUAUCCAGCGGAGCACAGAAACUGGUCUGGCUGUCGAAAUGCCAAGCCGGACGGUCCGUCAAGCCAGCCAUGAAUCCAUUGAAGACAGUAUGAACAGCUAUGGAUCUGAAGGAAACUUGAAUUUCAGUGGAGUCCAUCUGGCAUCUGCUGGGCAGUUUAGUGACUUCCUGGGGAGCAUGGGUCCUGCACAAUUUGUUGGUCGUCAGACCUUGGCCACCACCUCCAUGGGAGACGUGGAAAUUGGUUUACAGGAGCGGAAUGGACAGCUAGAAGUGGAUAUCAUUCAGGCACGAGGACUGACCCCCAAACCCGGCUCCAAAACCCUUCCAGCGGCUUACAUCAAGGCAUAUCUACUAGAAAAUGGAGUGUGCAUUGCAAAAAAGAAGACAAAAGUGGCUCGAAAAUCAUUAGACCCCCUGUACAACCAGGUGUUACUGUUUGCGGAGAGCCCACAAGGCAAAGUAUUACAGGUGAGGCAGCAGCUCUGCCCUGAGAAAGCUGCAAUAUUCUGCUAAUACUGAGACUAUGGGAGGAAGCUGGAAGCUGCUAGGGAUUAGCCAGAUGGCACAAUUCAUCUUCAGUCGUCGUCAUCAUCAUCAUCAUGCUCAUCCUCUCCUCUGCAGAACCGAGGCCUCAUUCUGAGGUCUCUGAUCACCUCGGUCUUGAACCAAAUGGGACCAUUUUGAUUGUGCACAAGCUUGCUUGUUUCACUGCUGAUGGCCCUUACUGCACCUGUUGUACCAUCCAUUGCGUCAUAAGUGUGAUUCUGCUUUCACCGCUGCCUGUGUCUUUGUCAGCCCUUUUUCAUUAGAUCUCCCUUGUAGUCUUGGAGACUUUCUUCCCCUGUCUAUUCCCCUUUCUCUCCAUGUAACUCCAAGCAUGCAUCUUGUAUUGCAGAGCUAGCUUGCUAAUCUGUAGCUUCUGGCCUGUUCUCCGGGUGAGUAACCAUGUGUCAUCACCAUAUGUUAAGUUUCACAAGACCUGGAUGCAAAAGCAAAUAUGGAGCUUGCUCUUGGUGCUGCUACUUAGUCCUCUGACAGCUAGUGUCUAACCAUGGUUUUCCAGUUCAGUGGACCCAUUUCUGCCCUCUCUCUCAGCAGGCCUCUUCUGUGACAUUGUCUAUUCAAUUUCCAUUGUAAUGCUUGCACAAAAGAGAACUUAAAAUACUUAAAUAUUGAUAUAAACAAGUAUACUGCCCCCUGAAUUACAAUGUGAUGAAACUUGCAUGAACAUCCGAUUCACGUCCAGGAUGCUUGCACAGGAGAGACUUCUCAGGGAGCUUACUAAGUGCCUAGAAUAUUUGUACUUUUAAACCGGUCACUUAUUACUUUAUCUGUCACCCUUCCUUGCAUUGUAUAGUAUCUUACUCCAGGAGUCAUUCCACUGAGUCCUAUCGGAGUAGUCCUGGUACUGCUCAAUGUGAGUAAGUGUAUCAGAAUCUAGCCCUUAUUUUAGCAGAUCCAAACAUGUCUAAAAUACUAGACUUCCCCCCUGAUUCUUCCACUCCUAAAAAAGGCUUAAAUGACUCAAACAGUUUGAAGGAGAAAUGAGCAUCUGGUCUCAUUCGUAUGUCAAGCUUCAGGCUAAUGCAAAGCUAAAAGAAAAAUUGAAUAUAUGAGGCCAGAUUGUUCCUCUAGAUCCACGCUUGAUUUGCAGACCUCCUGUCCCGUCUCACUGUUACUAAGGGGAGUUAAUUGAGCUCUGGCUGAAAGAUUCAGCUCUGAGAAUGAAUUCAAGAUUUUUAAAAAAUUAUUUUUCGCUGAGAUUCUUGUUAACAGGGAUUGUGCAGAUCAGCUGGCAGGAUCAGGGGCUAACCAGACAAGGGUUGGAGAAAGGAAGUUCUGGUAUCCUCAUUUUACAGAUGGGAAAAUGAGGCACAGAGAGACUUAAUAUCCCUGUCCAGUGUUGCAGGGUUUGUUGCAAACUCUGCAGAAUAUUUAAACCCAAGACAAAAUGCACACAAACUUGUGUGCGCACACUUUUUUUUUUUUCUGGGAUUUUUUUUUUAAUAAUAUUAAGCUUUGCAAAACCAUAUCAGAAAAUAAGCUUGGGGCCUAAUAGAAGCAGUCAGGGAUUUUGUAGCACAAGUCCAACAACACUUUUUCUAAAGUCUCUUAUUAUUUGAGGGUCCUGUGGCACCUUUAAGACUAACAGAAGUAUUGGGAGCAUAAGCUUUCGUGGGUAAGAACCUCACUUCUUGCAUCUGUUGCUUUUUACAGAUUCAGACUAACACGGCUACCCCUCUGAUACUUAUUAUUUUGAAUGGGGUGUGGAGAUUUAGGACUGUAUUUUCCAUGAUGUAAAAACUGGAUGUCUGAUCCAUAGCCCA
Messenger RNA from Malaclemys terrapin pileata, 3038 nucleotides. It is a transcript of the gene RIMS4, whose product is annotated as regulating synaptic membrane exocytosis 4. Gene Ontology annotation, molecular function: small GTPase binding; transmembrane transporter binding. Gene Ontology annotation, biological process: calcium ion-regulated exocytosis of neurotransmitter; positive regulation of synaptic transmission; regulation of membrane potential. The record is from RefSeq and is a predicted model, not a curated record. Gene Ontology annotation, cellular component: presynaptic membrane; cytoskeleton of presynaptic active zone. NCBI's taxonomy places the organism in Eukaryota, Metazoa, Chordata, Testudines, Emydidae. The transcript has 6 exons. The coding region runs from base 586 to 1224 and encodes 212 amino acids.